Funneliformis geosporum is the source of this 1581-nucleotide messenger RNA. NCBI's taxonomy places the organism in Eukaryota, Fungi, Glomeromycota, Glomeromycetes, Glomerales, Glomeraceae. The record is from the annotation of a GenBank genome assembly.
AUGGAAUCAGCAGACUUUGCAGCGGGUUAUUACCAAUCCAUGACCUACAUUGGAAUAGUAAUCUUACUCUCAAUAGUAUACCAAACAAGACAAAUAUCAAAGUAUAUAAGUCGUACGAAAUGGCCUUUAGUUCCGGAUUUACCUUAUAAAAGAGAAAAAUCGGGUAGAAUAGAAGCUGAGAUUGAUAAUCAACCACGAGAGGCUGUUACCAUUGUACCUGAUGUCUCCAAUAUUCAUAGCGCACCGACGGUAUAUUUACAUAAAUUUAUAAAUUAUACUGUUAGCCUGAUUACUAUUGGUGAUAUGUCAAUCGGUGAAAUCUUGUUGUUUGUGUUCUUUAUCGUGAUCAAUGUUACUUUCCUUUUACUACCUUUCUCGGCUGAUGCUUCGGGUGCAGAAACUUUAAGCAAAAGAUGUGCUUAUCUUGCAUUGGCAAAUGCAGCUUUUGUAUUCCCUCUGGCCACUAGGAAUUCGGUCUUCCUUAAAUUGAUUGGUGUCCCUUUUGAGCGAUUGAUUAGAUUCCAUCGUUGGGUUGGACGUACCAUUUACUUCCUACUCACCUUUCACGCCUCUUUUCAAAUUCAACAAUCCUAUAAUAAUUCGGUUUACGAAGCUCUAUUUGGUACUCCAACUAAUAAAUGGGGAUUUUUAGCCUACCUCUCCAUAUUAAUCAUCAUUCUCACCUCUCAUUCUGUAAUACAUGAGUUCAUAAUGUUCUUAGGAGUUGGUUUGGGUCUCUACAUUGUUGAUCGAUUCACUCGAUUUAUUCUUGGAAUUGGAUCUAUCAACGUGAUUGGAAUGGAAUCCAUCCAAUCUGGUGUCACUAGAAUUAUCUUUGAGUUCAAAGAUUAUUAUGAACCUGGGCAAUAUAUGUUUAUAAAUUUUUCGAAUUUGAAACCUCCUGUUUCAUGGAUAGCAUGGCAUCCCAUAUCAUUUUCUUCGGCCCCUAGUAUUAUGGAUGAUGGCGUUCAUUUUGCUAGCAUUCACAUGAAAGUUCAAGGUGGUUUCUCAAAAAAUCUUUACAUGAAAGCACAAGGAGGAGCUGAACAUACCCGAGUUCCAUUAAACUUAAGAAUAGAUGGACCUUAUGGGAAACCAAGCAUCGAUUUUAUGCAAUAUCGUACUGUAGCGUUAAUUUGCGGUGGUAUAGGUAUUACUCCGAUGAUUAGUAUCUUGCGUGAUCUGGUUGAUCGUCAAGUUGGCGGCAUGCCAAUAGUCACGCAAGCUAUAUACUUCAUGUGGGUUAUUCCCGAUAUUGAUUCGUAUCAAUGGUUUGGAUCAGAUCUACGUGAAUUAAUGGCUCGAGCUGAAACUUUACCAGAGAACAAAUAUCUUCUUGACAUUAAAAUAUUUUUGACUCGUUCAACAACAACUCCAUCAUCAAUGUUUUUCCAAGGUCGACCUGACUUUUCGGUUCUUAUGCAAGAUAUAAAGCAAUAUCAUGGUUCGGGUGAUAUUGCGGUUGGCGUUUGUGGUCCCGGUAUUAUGUUGAAACAAGUGCGAAACGCUGCUAUCAAAGCAACAACAGAAGAUGAUUUAAUAACUUCAAAAUUUACAGUUUCUUCUAAUUUAAUCAGAUAA